Messenger RNA from Linum tenue, 762 nucleotides. The record is from the annotation of a GenBank genome assembly. Lineage: Eukaryota; Viridiplantae; Streptophyta; Magnoliopsida; Malpighiales; Linaceae.
GGUAUUCCCCGUGCCCCACCCUCCACCGCCUCCGACCCACUCAAACCAGACUUCUUUAACCACUCAACCCCCUCCGCUGCCGUCGGCCGGGUUCUGGGUCGGCCGAUGGAGUACGUCCGGUCCACUUACAUCUUCGGAUGGGAAAUAGGUCGGGGCCAAUUCACAGUUACCUACUUAGUAACCCACCGGGAGACUAAAGAGCAGUUCGCUUGCAAGUUAAUCUCAUUGAGGAAGCUGAUCAAUCGAGACGACAUUAAAGACGUCAGCCGCGAGGUCCAAAUUAUGCAUCACCUGACGGGUCACUAUAACAUAGUCGAGCUGAAGGGUGCGUACGAGGAUCGACAUUCAUUCAAUUUGGUGAUGGAGCUUUGCGCCGGUGGGGAGCUCUUCGAUCGGAUCAUCGCCAAGGGACAUUACUCCGAGAGGGCGGCGGCUGGGCUUUGCCUGCAGAUCGUCACGGUGGUGCACAAUUGCCAUUCUAUGGGGGUAAUGCAUAGGGAUUUGAAGCAGGAUAAUUUCCUCUUCUUGAGUACAGCUGAGGAAUCGCCUCUCAAGGCUAUUGACUUCGGGCUCUCUGUGUUUUUCAGGGCAGGAGAUGUGUUCAAGGGCCUUGUUGGAAGUGCAUAUUAUGUAGCUCCUGAAGUUCUGCGAAGAAGCUAUGGUCCCGAGGCUGAUAUAUGGAGUGAUGGUGUUAUCUUGUACAUCUGCUCAGUGGAGUUCCACCAUUCUAGGGAGGUCUGUAGCUUUGACCAUUUUGUUUGA